Molecule: messenger RNA, 1104 nt
Organism: Paramecium sonneborni
Lineage: Eukaryota; Ciliophora; Oligohymenophorea; Peniculida; Parameciidae
Source: the annotation of a GenBank genome assembly
AUGUAAAAAAAAGUAAUUAAAAAGUCUUCUACAGUCAAAUAAUUUGAUGCAGCAUCUCCAGCAACCAAAUUACUUGAAAAAAGAAGAAAGAUGUAUGAAAUACAUGAAGCUUAUGAACAUUAAUAAGAUGAAUAUAAGAAGUAUAAAAUUCUAUAAGGUUUUUUAUUAGACAAGAAGAAGAAUUUAAGAAAUAAGAGGAGUAAAUAAGAGAGAAGGAUAAAUAAAUUUAGGAGGAACUUAUAAAGUUUUGUAAUUUUCUUUAAGAGAAUGAGGCAAAGAAAAAGAGAGCUUUGGUUCGUUUUUAAGAGGAAAAAUCAUAUAAGGAAUAGAAGGAGAAAGAAAUAUAAGAUUUAACUGCAUAAUGGACUGAUUUGCAAAGACAUUAAUAGCGAUUAGAAAAGAAAGGUAAGGAAUAAAAGUUCUUAUGUCUUAAGUUACAUCUUUAAAGAAGUAUGAAGAUUAUUUGGAUAGUAUCAUAAAGUAAUAUCCAGAGUAGUAUCAUGAUUUGUAAUCAAUUUUGGAUAGAUAUGCAACAUUGACAAAUUCUAAUUCAAAGUUGGUAGAAGAACAUUAGAAUAUGGAAAAGGAAUUUGAGAAGUUAAAAUAUGAAUCAACUUAAUAUGAGAAGGAGAAAAAUCAUGAGAUUCUUCAAUUAAAUAAUGAUAUUAAAGAUUUAUAAAAAAAGUUAGAAGAGAAAGCAGCAGAGAGAAAUUAAAUAUAAAGUGUUUAUGAAGCUACAACUAAUGAUGCAUCAUCUAAAAAUUUAAGUUUAGGUAGAAUUUUAAUGGCAGUUGAUAAUUUAUUUACGCGUUGUUAAGAAGGAACAUAAAGAAUGAAGUAAGAUUUCGAAGAGUACAAAUAAGAUAAAUAAAAUAAAGAAAAAGUAAAGGAUAAAAUUACAAAUAAUAAAAUAUAGAGUUAGGACUUAUAAUUUAAUGAUGAGGAUAAUUAUGAAUUAAAAAGUAUAUAAUUAUAAUAUUUAAAAUAGGUUAAUAAGCAGCUUGGAAAUUAAAAUAAAUAGUUUAAUUUAUGUCAGAUUUUAAAAAAAUAAUAGAUAAUUGUAAAGGAGAAUUAGGGAAAUGGAAAGAGUAGAAAAUAAAAUGA